CUACAAUCAGUAGUAACACAACAAACAACUCACACUCACUCUCUCUCUCUCUCUCUCUCUCUCGUCGAAAUCAUUUCUUCACAAUUUGAAUCAUUUUUCUCUGAUUUUAUCCAUUCAAUUCAAGAUCUUUCUCUUUAUGGAAAUUUGAGAAAGGGAAAUUCCAAGAGACAAAAUCGAAUCCAAAAAGGUAACAUUUUUCUUAUGCUGUUUCCUGUAAUUUACCUUCCCCUAUAUUUGGUGUUAAUCAAUUAGAAGAAAAUUUUGGAUUUUUAAAUUUUUAAAUUUUGAGGGUUUUGCAAUUGGUAUUUUAAUGGAAUCUUUGAUCUUGUUGACAUUGAGACUAAUAACUUGUUUAUCGAAUCGUUUUUCUGAUGUAGUAGUAGUAGCUAGUGGAAUUAUUCAAAUCAUGUUGAUCAUUUUCUUAUGUUAGAUGCUAAUAUAAAGUUAAGAAUAUCAUGGUGUUUUCAUUCAUUGCAUUUGAUUGUUUAAUUUUUAUUUUUAGUUUGAAUAGUGAACGUUGCACAAUGAUUUGUGUUGGUCUCACAUGUUUAGUGCUAUUUUUACUUUUACAAUCAAUGAGUUUCAAUUCUUGUUUGUAUAAUCCUAUUUUGUCUUGUUGGGAUUUGUGUUUCAUUUUCUGUCAUAGGUUUGGUGACGCCUGAGCUAUUGUUAGUUUUGGUCGUUCAAUCUUUCGAAAGUUGGACACUUUGAUGAGCUUGUGGAAGCAAUUCGAGACAAAACUCAACACACAUGAAGAAACUAUUCUUUUUCAGAUCGUCUGCAUCUAGCGGUGAAAGCAAGAAUUCGACUCCACCAAAGUCAAAAAAUGAGCAAUUGUCGUGGGAGGUUUUCUCAGAUAGUGGACUGAAGAAUCAAGCUCAUGGCAAAAGUGAGGACAACGGCUUCUUCUCCAAAUCUAGAAAUAAAGUUGCUGAUAACCAAAGUUCAUGCACUGGUCCAAGCCUUAGAAGGAGCAGGUCAAUGUCGUCAGCUUCCUUUCAUUUCAAAGAUCCAACUAGAUCUCCUUCAAGUAGCAUUGCUAGUGAUCCAUAUCAUCAAUUUGAGCAUUCGUUGCGUAGCCAGACUCAAAGUUCUGAAAAACGGGACAAGCCGUCACAAUCUGCAGUGUCUACUGUCCAAAAUUCCCAGAGAUGCGAGAGACCUGCUAGUAGUUCCUCAAGAUCCCAUCACGAGUCAUCUGCGAACUCUACUUGUUCUAGUAACAUUUCAAGUAUGGUUGUGGAUCGUUACAUUGAUGGGGAGCAGCAGCUAGAGGAAAAUAGACCCAGGAGCAGUUCACAGAAAAAUAGCAGUAGACAUGGAAAUCAUUGCACGAAGCUUCCUCCAAAAGUUCAACAUACAACACCUAAUUCGCCAACUAAUGGAAUCAAAGACAAACCAAGGGCUCAUUCAUUUAGCCGUCUUCGUACCUCAUCCCGAGAUUGGACAGAAAAUGGGUAUGGACAUGAAUCUCCAAGAACUCUUGCAAAAAAUGUCAUUGAGAGACUUUCUCAAACUUGUGAUAUUUCAAAAAGGAGUUCAAAUAAUUUUUCUGUUGACAAUCCAAUCACAAUCGAAGAUAUCUAUGCUAGAUCAAUGAAUGGACGCUAUGAAUCUGAUUUUGAUGAUGCUCCACCAAAAAGCUAUUCAUUGGAAGAACCAUAUAGAAUGUCCAACGGAUAUCAUGGCAUGGAUGGUAAUUGUGAGGGUUUAAGCUGUGAUGAGCCUGAAGAGGAUCUUGAUGCAGAACUACUGAGAAGAUCAAAGGAAGCUGAGGAGAGAGUUAUUCUUCUUUCACAGAAAUUGGAACAUGAAAACUUUUUUCCUGACUAUGGUUAUGACGUGACAACACUGAUUCAAACAAUCAGGAACUUAGUAGAGGAGAAAAUAAGCUUGGCUCUAGAAGUUACAACCCAUCUAAGGUCCCAAAUUGCUGACAGAGCUUCUGCCAAGGAAGAACUUAAAUGUGUAAAGUCAGAACUGGAACUUCGGAUUCAAAGACUAGAAAAAGAAAAGAAUGAGAUGCAGUCAGCAUUGGAGAAGGAAUUGGACAGGAGGUCAAGUGACUGGUCAUUUAAACUUGAGAAGUACCAGUUAGAAGAGCAAAGGCUUCGCGAACGAGUUAGAGAGCUUGCAGAGCAGAAUGUAUCACUUCAAAGGGAAGUCUCUUCUCUUACUGAGAGGGAAACAGAAAGCAAAAGUGUAAUGACACAUAGUGACCAACAACUCAAGGUGUUGACCGGUAAGGCAGAAAAUAUGAAAGGGGAGAUUCUGGAUUUGCAGCAAAACCUCUUGGAACUACAAGACAGAUGCAAGACAGCUGAAGAAAACAGGGACUGCCUUCGAAGAAAUUUAGAAGAGAAGGACAAGGAGUGCAAAGAUUUGCACAAGUCUGUAGCGAGAUUACUAAGAACUUGCAGUGAGCAAGAGAAGACAAUAAUAGGAUUACGAGAUGGGUUUAAUGAGGACCUUCGUAAGAACCAGUCUGCGGAGAGCAUUGAUAAGCACAUCAAGAAAAUGCAGAUGGAGUUAAUGAGGUUAACGGGAAUAGAAUUGGCCUUGAGAAGGGAGCUGGAAUCACACAAGUUUGAGGAGGACUCUCUCCGCCAAGAAAAUAUAACUCUAUUAAACCGGUUGAAAGGUGAUGGGAAAGAAUGCAUUGUUGCUACUUAUAAACUAGACAAAGAACUGUGCGCCCGCAUCUGCUGCCUUCAGAAUCAAGGCCUUACAAUGCUAAAUGAAAGCACAUACUUGUGUUCAAAGUUACUGGAAUUCAUUAAAGGGAAUGGACAAAUUAUUGGAAAUGGUUUAGGUGGACAAUUUAUUGUUGAAUCUGAAACCAAAAUUCAUGGACUCAAAAGUGGCACUGAGGGUUUAACAAGGAGUUUGCAGAUGAUGCCUUCUUUGUUGAAAGAAAAGUCAAAUCUAUUGACUAUAGAUGAUGAUAUGUUAGCUAAACUGAAUGAUCAAUCAUCAGAGGAAAUUUUACGAACUGAGCUUAAAGCUGAACGCUUGGUAACAAGUUUAUUAAGAGAAAAGCUGUACUCCAAAGAGCUCCAAGUUGAGCAAAUGCAAGCUGAACUUGCUACAGCAGUAAGGGGAAACGACAUACUUAGAUCUGAGGUGCAAAAUACAUUUGACAACCUUUCAACUGUGUCUCACGAGAUGAAGAACCUUGAGCUUCAGAUGAUGAAGAAAGAUGAGAACAUAAACUGCCUUCAACGUGAUCUUCAAGAGUCUAACAGAGAAUUAACAAUCAUGAGGGGAAUGUUGCCCAAAGUGUCAGAGGAGAGAGAUAAGAUGUGGGAGAAAGUGAAGCAAUGUAGUGAGCAGAAUAUGCUGUUAAACUCAGAGAUCAACAUGUUGAAGGAGAAAAUAGAUACACUUGAUGAAGAUAUACUUGUGAAGGAAGGUCAAAUAACAAUCUUGAAAGACUCCAUAGGCAAAAGACCCUAUGGUGAUCUCCUUGGGAGUCCUGAUUCGAUGCAUGAAUUUUUGCUUCGUUGAUUACUUCAAACAAGCUUGUUUGUUUCUCAUAUGCCUAUUUCAUUGUUCAUAAAUCAUAGUAACUCAUCUGUGAAUGAGGGCCAUUUUUCUUUUCUUUUUAGAUUUUGCUUUCAAAGUUGGUAUUCUUUUUAUAAUCUGUUUCACAGCUUGUUUCUUUUGGAUAAAAACAAUACAGGAAGUUUAAGAUUUGGACAAAGAAGUUCAAGAAUACAAAGGUUCUCUAUUUUCAUUGUUCAUACAGUUUGCUUGCCACAAAGUUUGUUUUUGAAAUAAAUUACUUAGAAUUGUCUUAAGUCUAUAUUAAGCUCAGAUUAAUUUUUUUAUGUUUGAUGUAGUUUUGCAAGAACAG
This is a messenger RNA of Trifolium pratense (red clover), 3856 nucleotides long. RefSeq names its product intracellular protein transport protein USO1-like. The record is from RefSeq and is a predicted model, not a curated record. Bases 751 to 3507 code for a protein of 918 amino acids. The transcript has 5 exons. Lineage: Eukaryota; Viridiplantae; Streptophyta; Magnoliopsida; Fabales; Fabaceae.